AUGAUAUGGGGUGCCCAAGGUGGUUCCUUCAACCCCUCAGCUGGUCUUGGUGCAUACUCAGAAGCAAUUUUGAAAGUUGAUGCACAAACUACGCUUUAUGCUUAUGUUGGAGCAAAAGGAAAGUGCGGAAACGAAAAUUUUACCACUGAGCAAUUUGAAGGUGGCAAAAAUAAAGCCUGUAAAAAUAUUCCAUCCUGCACAGGCGGAUCUGCUACAUUUAUAUCUACUGAUCCAUAUGGCAAGCAUAUUCUCUUGAUAUCUGGUGCAGGAGGUGGUUCAGGCUACUAUUCAAGUGAGUUCUUUGGCGGAGUUGGAGGUCCAUAUGCAGGAGACGCACUUGGUGAUGCAACACAUAUGGAACCAGAAGAUGCCAAAAAGGUUCGAGGUAAAGGAGCAACAUCAUCUCGUCCAGGGGAUGGCGGAAUUUAUGUAGGUACAUAUGGCUAUAAUGCAAUAAAUGCGACGAUAGGAAAAUAUUUGAAAGGAGGUGAUGCUGAAUGCAGUGCAGAGGGAUCGGCAGGGGGUGGUGGAAGUGGUUAUUUCGGCGGUGGUGGUGGUGCAGAUGUAGCAGGUGGUGGUGGCGGAAGCAGCUAUGCUUCUCCUGACCUGUAUAAUAUCGUUUUGCUUGGUGGUGACAAAGCUUUCAAAUCACCACAAAACCAGAUUGUCACCGGCCACUCCGGAAAUGGCUACAUCCGAAUCCAACCAUCAGAUCCAUUCACUCUCGAAAGAAAUGGAGUAGUUUGCAAACCUUCCAAUAUUGUCAACAACAACUUCAUCAUCUAUGCUUUUCAAUAUUUUGUUUUUACCAUGAAUUGUCUUGUUUUAUUUGUUUAA
Trichomonas vaginalis G3 is the source of this 837-nucleotide messenger RNA. Its product is annotated as glycine-rich protein family. The record is from RefSeq and is a predicted model, not a curated record. The coding region runs from base 1 to 837 and encodes 278 amino acids. The transcript has a single exon. Lineage: Eukaryota; Parabasalia; Trichomonadida; Trichomonadidae.